Molecule: messenger RNA, 5880 nt
Organism: Cladocopium goreaui
Lineage: Eukaryota; Dinophyceae; Suessiales; Symbiodiniaceae
Source: the annotation of a GenBank genome assembly
AUGGUCAAACGCGCCGUUUGCGUUGGAUGCAACUACCCUAGCAAACCGUACGGUUUAGCUGGUUGCGUGAAUGAUGCCUUUUUGAUUGCUGGGUAUUUGGAGGAACACCUUGGUUUCAGCAAGGAGAACAUUUGUGUGCUGCAUGACGUUCUGCCGGGGAAGAGGAGAAACGUACAGGUCGACGAAGAAAAACGGCCGACGCGGGUCAACAUCCUGCAGAAGCUGCAAUGGUUGGUCAGGAGCACCAAACCUGGUGAUGUGUGCUUCUUUUCCUUUUCUGGCUACGGGUUGCAGGUCGAUGAUGUUGAUACCAUGCCCGACGAAGGGCUGGAUGAGGCAGUCCUGCCAACCGAUUACCAAGAAGGCCCAGGCCAUGACAUCACCGUCAUUGUUGGGUCCGAAAUCCAUGACUUGUUGGCUGGCGUCCCUCCACAGAGCUCUGUGACGAUUGUGAUGGACUGCGACCACGCAACCUCUAUUGCAGACGUGACCGGCACGCUGAAUGGCGAACUUAUCGCUGGUCUCAAAGAAACUGCAUACUGUGGAAUGAUGAAGGCCCACACGCUCAAAGUAGAGCCUUCCACCCACCGGCGAGAGAUUUGGCUUGACGAAAGUUCACGACAAGUGAAGGCCCGUCCUCGAUUCCAACCUACCAUGGAAGUCAUUCAUCCAACGAAAGGUCGCUUUCCCACUCGACCAGCCAUGUCACGGUCUAACCCUGUGGCCUUCUGCUUUUCAGCAUCUGCACAUGGACAAACAGCCGUGGAACUGCAGGUAACUGUCGCAGAAGCCACCUGGAGUACAAGCGAAGAGAGAAAACAGCAUGGAGUUCUAUCCUGGUGCUUCGUUGAAGCCAUGAAGGAGCUGAGGAAUGAUUGCACCUACCUGCAGCUCCUUGAGGAAAUGCAGAGGCAGCUUGCCAAGAAAAGAAAAGAAGUUCCGCGAUUGGAUCAAGAGACGCUUCUGACGUUCACACCGCCUUUGUCUGAGCCGACCAAGAUGAAGGUGCUGCAGCCCAUGCAGGCCAAGCCUCCAGCUCGACCGAGUGGAAGCUUGAGUGUGGUACCUCCGGUGGUCCCACCACCACCUCCUGGAUUCAUUGGAGGUUCUGGAGUGCAGCCUGGAAACCCUGGCAAGUCUGUUCCUUUGCGAGAGCGCACUGGGCCACCUUCCCCGCUGGGCACCUCAGGAGGUGAACUGGUGGUGAAACUAGGAAUGCAAAUGACACCGCAUCAGCCCAGGAAACGCCGCCCAGCAAACCGCCCCGAACUCAGUCCAUAUGAGUCCUCAUCAGAGAAUGUGAUGGAGUUGGUCUUCUCCAGACAAAAGGCAAAGAAGAAACUGCAGCGGAUUGCCGCGGCUUCGAAAAGUGCCCAGAGUGGCCUAUGCCAUACCAUUCUGGCAUCUGGGCAGAUCUUGCACGCCUUGGCAUAUUUUAGCAUAUCAAUGCAUAUCAUGGCAUAUCUCGGCCCAAUAGCUUCGAGCGAGUAUCCAAAGGAGUAUCCAUGGAAGUCCCUAACAAUGAAGGAUUUUCCACCUGGAUUUAUGCUGGGUGUUGGCACUGCUGCUUUUCAGAUUGAAGGAGCAUACAACGAAGGCGGCCGGGGCGCAUCAAUUUGGGACACCUAUGUAGGCGCCAACACUGUUGGCAUGCCAGGAUCAGUGUGCAGCGAGGCCCCCUGCCCGUUGAACAGCGUCAUGGCAGACAAAGGGGCCACUGGAAAUGUGGCCAACAACCACUACCACAAGUACAAGGAGGAUGUCGCAAUGAUGAAAGCCAUCGGAUUGAAGUACUAUCGCUUCUCCGUAGCAUGGCCGCGCAUCGUCCCUACUGGAGUGGUGAAGGAUGGAAUCAAUCAGGAAGGCAUUGCCUUCUAUCACAGCCUCAUCGACGAGCUGAUCAAGAGCGGCAUCACGCCCAUCAUCACCAUUUACCAUUGGGAUCUCCCACAAGGAUUGCUAGAUAUGAAUUUUGACUCUCCAAAUCCUCCGUGUGACAAGCGCUACAAGCAGGGAUGGUACGAGUGCGUCAUGAGUGCCGACAAUAAGCCAGUCCCAAGUGGCAUGAACUCGAUGAUCGUCAGUGAAUUCUUGCAGUAUUCGGAGAUCUUGCUCAAGGAGUAUGGCAAGAAAGUGAAGAUGUGGGCGACCUUCAAUGAGGCUUGGACCUUCACACACCUUGCCAGCGGAUACGGAAAAGCCCCGUCCAUGCAACCUUACAUGGACGUCGACGUGUGGCCCAAGGUUGCCGGCCACAACGUGAUUCUGGCCCAUUUGAAAGUGGUCAUGAAGUUCAGAGAGAUGCAAACAAAUGGGCAUCUCACUCCAGGGCAUCGAAUCUUCAUCACCAACAACCAGGACUGGCGUGAACCCCUCACUGACAAGGCGGAGGAUAUAGCUGCUGCCCACUACCUCGUUGAAGGGGGACUUGGUUGGUAUUGUGACCCCAUCUAUGGCGUCAACGGCGUCCACGACUAUCCAUAUUCUAUGAAGUCUACUUUGCCUUAUAUGCCCAAAUUCAGUGAAGAGGAGAAGUCUUUGCUGAAGGCCUACAAACCUGAUGCCUUCGGUCUAAAUCACUAUGGCACUAGCUUCGUCGCAUAUGACGGAGGUAAAUACACGAUCACGCACGGCAAGUUGGUGCAGGGCAAGUCCAGCUGGCUCUUCAGAGCUGCUUGGGGCUACCGUAAGCUCCUCAACUGGGUCAAGAACCGAUACGGAGCUGACCUUGAGAUUUGGGGCACGGAAGCUGGCUGGAGCGACGGCAUAGAAACAGCUCUAGGAGGAAAGAACGACUUCGGACGACUGACGUACUACCAGGAAUAUUUGCAGGAAGCUCUCAAUGCAAUCAAGGAAGACGGAGUCAAGAUGAAGUCAUUUAUGGCUUGGUCGCUGAUGGACAACUUUGAAUGGGAGAUGGGAUAUUCUGAACGAUUUGGGUGCUUGUGGAACGAGUUCUUGUGGGAAACGGACCCAAAUGCCCCCUCAGCGAACAGUCCGAUCUACAACCCGUACGCAGGAAAGAUUUCUGGCAAGUGCGGAGAUGAAUGCAGCAGGGCAAAAGUGUCUCCCGGACCUUCGCGAGCCAAAGGCCAAACGCGGCACAUGAGGAACUCGAUGUUGAGGCUUAUUGAAGCCUGGGGAGUCCCCGAAAAGCUGAGUGGUCCCAAUGGGCCCAAUGAGGACUUCUUCCAGGCUGCCACAAGUGUCAGCAUUUGCUUUGGCAAAGGAACAUAUGAGACAGAGGAAAAGGAUGGAAAAAAGGAAAAGAAGAGAAAGAGUGCAGACGAAGGAGUUGAUCCAGGUGACCCAGGUGCAGCUAAACGCCAAAAAGAGGCGAAAGAAGAUGAGAGCGAGAACGUAGAGAUCGUGGAUGUCAAAGUGAAGUCUGUGAUGCCUGCGUUCAUGGCCUUCAAACCGGUACAGGUUUUGAGGAAGUCAGGUGCUGACGCAAGUCGGCCAAAUAAAACAUCCGAAAAGAUGGUUACUUCCCAGAAGCCUGAAGCUGUCACAGAGAACAAGGACAAGGAAAAGACUGAAAAGAUCAAACACAAAGAGAAAGACAAGGAAAAAGGGAAAGAGAAGGACAAGAAAGAGAAAAAACAAAAGGAUGCAAAGGACGCCAAUGAAGGCAAAGCCUCCGAACCAAAAGCUGGAGAUGCAAGUCCAAUAGGAAGUGCAGGCGGCCAAAAGCGACUGGACAUCGGCAAUGUCGAUGAGUUCCGGAAGCAGCUGGCAGCGCAAAGAGACCAGCUGCGACUGUGGAUAAUCAAAGCCAAGCAGGAAUGGGAAGAGAAGCAUCAGCAGAAGGGUCACAAAGGAGAAACCAAUGACCAAGAAUACUACAUUGCGUCCAUCGGAGAGACUCUGGGUCCCAACCGUGAAUACUUGGCAGAAGCCAGCAUUGGGCGGGGAGUUUUCUCCAGCGUUUUUCGCUGCAAGCAUGUGGGCCAGAAGACUGACUUUGCUCUCAAAUUUGUCCGAGCCAACAAGAUGAUGCGAAAAGCUGCGGAGAAGGAGGUGGAGACCUACCGCCGCCUUGCAAAGCUGGCGGCAAAGGAAGAUCAAGAGGGCGCGCAGUACAUCAUGCUGCUGUCGCCACCUGAGACCUUCGAGCAUCAGGGUCACUUGUGUUUGGUGUUUGACCUUCUGAAGUGCGAUUUGCGGACUGCUUUGUCCAAGUAUGGGCAAGGAAGAGGGCUGCCCCUACAAACUGUGGCGCAAUACGCUAGGCAACUCUUUUUGGCCCUCCGUUGCCUCCGGAAGAUCAAACUCAUUCAUGGUGAUUUGAAGCCGGACAAUGUCCUGAUGACUUUGAGCAAGACAGAGAUCAAACUGUGCGACUUUGGUUCUGCUAUGGACGUGGGGGAGGCCGUUAAAACUGCGUACCUACAGCCUCGUUUCUACCGGGCGCCUGAAGUGAUCCUUGGAACAGGGUAUGACACUCAGAUUGACCUUUGGAGCGCUGGAGUGACACUUUUUGAACUGGCCAGUGGCAAGAUUCUUUUCACCGGCAAGACGAAUAAUUCCAUCAUUCGUCAGAUGUUGGAGGUGUCGGGCGCUUUUCCAAAGAAAUUGGCGACAUCUGGUGAGUUUUCUUCCAAGCACUUCAACUCGGAAGGUGAAUAUCUCCUGAAGGAUCCAGACUCAAUCACUGGAAUCCGGGAUAUCUUUCCAAUGAAGAAGUAUGAGAAGCCCAGGCAACCGGUGAGUGGGAUGUUGGACCAAGUCUUUAAGAAUCCACCGCCAAAUUCCGCGGUCGAAGCUGAGGACCCUAAGACACAAGAGCGGCUUAUGCCCCGAUUGGCGGACUUGGUGACAAAGCUCUUGCAUGUGGCACCUGCGGAUGCUUGGCGAGGUCAUCCUCAAAGUCAGAUGUCCUCGAACAGAUCAAUGACAUCUUUGCUGGCUCCAUUGAGCAGCUUAGGGCUGUUUGACGGUUGGUCUUCGCUGGCGGGAUGGUUCAGCUACGAGCCCCCAGUCCGGCCAGCCGAGAAGGAUGCAACAUCCUGGAAGGCUGAGACGACACCACCAGCGCCAAGCAUCUCCCCAUUGCUGCACUGCCGGGCCACUCCAAUUCUGCCAGAUGUGCGAGAUGAUCCAUUGCCGCCCAUGGCUGAUUUCUCUCCGUUGCAGCCACCCCCGCGCUUGGAAUCCACAAAUGGACUUCGCCAAGCAUCCUUGUCCCCACCUUUCCAGUUUCGUCCUGAUCCGUCUCCCCAGAGACCGCAUCCGCAUCCGCUGCAUCCGCUGCCGCCCAGCUCUGGUGGCCUGGCACCGGCACCGCCCCAAAGGCAGCUCCAGCAGGUCCCACAGGUCCAGCGCACGCCGUCGCAAUACGCGAUCGACGUUCAGAAGAUGCCGCAGCAGCGGCAGCCAUCGCAGAUCUCACAGAUCUCACAGAUCUCACAGAUCUCGCAGCUGGACCUGCAGGCAUCGCAGGCAUCGCGACCUCCACAGCAUGCGCCACAGAUGCAUUCGCACCAGCCCCAGCUGCAUUCGCAGUACCAUCAGCAGCAUUCCCAGAGUUACUACCCGGUGAACUAUUUUGCCUCAAAGACCGAUAGCCAGAUGCAAUUCAUUUCCGCGAGGCCCAACGCAGAGCCGCCAAUCUCUUGGCGGCGGCAGCCCCCAACACCUUUGUCUCGCUAUCGCGUUGCUGAGCAGCCAAAGACAGCCCCGAUCUAUCCAAUGCAGCCAAUGCAUUCUAAUUCACGAUUGUCCCGGCCUGUGCAGCAGGUUCCUCAGUAUUUGAGGCAAUAUGGGGCAAUGGUGAGGGGAAAGAGACAUCAAGAAACAUGGUCAGAGCGCCCGCAGGAGCGCUGUACUGUUGACGAUUCUCAAAAUGCAUUUCUUCACAUCUUAGCCACAAAAUUGUAG